Ipomoea triloba (trilobed morning glory) is the source of this 2414-nucleotide messenger RNA. Its product is annotated as recQ-mediated genome instability protein 1. Gene Ontology annotation, biological process: double-strand break repair via homologous recombination; resolution of meiotic recombination intermediates. Lineage: Eukaryota; Viridiplantae; Streptophyta; Magnoliopsida; Solanales; Convolvulaceae. The record is from RefSeq and is a predicted model, not a curated record. Bases 99 to 2219 code for a protein of 706 amino acids. Gene Ontology annotation, molecular function: nucleotide binding. Gene Ontology annotation, cellular component: nuclear body; RecQ family helicase-topoisomerase III complex. The transcript is spliced from 8 exons.
UCAGCUAAAUAUUUGUAUUUUUUGUGAACCUAGAACACGAAGUCACAGUUGAAAAAAGUGGAGGGAACUCGAACCCCGGGCAAAGCGAGCACAGUGCAAUGUCGACGAUGAGACGCCGCCACCGAAUCAUCAGUUCAUCCGACGAAGAAGACGAAGAGGAAGAAGUAGUAGUAGAAGUGUCUCCACAGCCUCGACAACCACCGCGAGUCGUGGAGGAGGAAGACGAUUCCACAACCGCCAAUCUCAAUUUCGAAACUGUAACCCUCAAUUCCCCCGCCCCUCCCACUCCCACUCCCUCAUCCGAAGUCGCCGAUUGCACCGUUGGCCGCGUCUUGCAAGAGGUGGGGCUCCGAUUGCGAGUGGAAUGGCUGCAGUCCUGCCUCGCCCAAUUAGAGGGAUCCGUCCCGAGAUUUCGGGCCUUCGACGACGCAACCAAGGCUAAGCUGUGCUUCCAGCAAUUCCUCUACUCGGAUAUGAAUUUAUCAGGUGCCGGGGAGCUCCCUCCAAACGUCCACACAUUGCAUUCCGUUGAUCUCAAAGGUCCCUUUGUGCUUCAGGUGGACGAGAUAGUUAAUAUCAGCUGUCCUCUAAGAGGAAGGUACCAAGAAUCAUCUGCCGGAAUCAAGAGGUGCCUCAAAUUGUCAAUGACAGAUGGCAUUCAACGCGUGUUUGGCAUGGAAUACAGGCCCAUAAAGGGGCUUGAUGUCAUGGCUCCUGCUGGUAUUAAGGUUGCCAUUUGUAAUGUCAAUGUAAGGCAUGGGCUCUUAAUGCUGGUCCCUGAAGUUUUUGAAAUUUUGGGUGGUAUGGUUGAAGAGUUGGAGGGAGUGCGUCAGAGGCUUGUUAAAGAAGUAAAUAAGCCACCAAGGGGAAAAAGAACAAGAAACGGAGUUGUUCCUCCUUUAGCAACUAGACUAACUCGUGCCGCAUGGCCUGUAGAAGGUGCUACUGCUCCAGAAUGCCCUGAUGCUCCCAGAGGGAGUGAUCGACCUCCCCUGUAUCAAGAGAGAGGAACCUUGUCUGGAACCCGUGCCAGUAAUAGGUUUGGAGAUGUUGCAGCUCCCAUCAGGAGGGAAGAAGCUGAAACUGAUCUUUCCUUUGUGGAGGCUAUGGAUAUGUCAAGUAUCCCUGCCAGUAAUAGGGUUGCUGCUCUCAACAGGAGGGAAGAUGCUGAAAGUGGCCUUUCACCCAUGGAGUCAAUGCAUGCGUCUAGCACUGCUGCAGUUAGUAGGGGAGAUGUUGAAGCUUCUAUCAGUAGGGAAGAUACUGAAAUUGGCCUUUCACCCAUGGAGGCAAUGCAUGCGUCUAGCACUGCUGCAGUUAGUAGGGGAGAUGUUGCAGCUUCUAUCAGUAGGGAAGAUACUGAAAUUGGCCUUUCACCUAUGGAGGUUAUGGAUGAUGAGGAAAGCCAUAUGGUUGACAUAGAAACCAUGUCUACGAUCCCUUCCAGCAGCACCACUGGAGAAGAUAUUGCAGUUUCUGUUCACACAGAAGAAGCUGCAUCUAUUUCACUGCCUAAUGGAGCUAUGGAUGCUGAAGACAUUGAUUCCAUUGAUGCAGGAAUUGUGUCUGACACUCUUGCACAAGGCAGAACUCAAAGUAACAUUCCAGUCCAUAUCACAACUGUAGACUCUGAAGAUGAAUUACCUACUGCAGCUAUAGAUGCUGAAGAAGUUUGUAUGGCUGAUGAGUUGGAGCACCCAUUUAUCCUUACUGGAGACAAGGAAAUUCCUUUUACUUACAUGGCUAGUUUGUCAGCUAAGUGGGCGGCUGCUAUGGAUAAAACUUCCUCUGUAAAAGGAAAAAUCAAGUGCUUUCUUACUGGUGUGAAGAGUUUUAAAUAUAAAGAAAGGAGUACAUAUGAGCUUAGAGUUUACGUUGAUGAUGGAAGCCUCAUCUCUGAGAUACUUAUUGAUCACAAUGUUGUGCAAAAAGGAACUGGUUACUCUCCUAUGGAAGUAACUAAUGCUCUUGCUUCUUCAGAUAAAAAGCAAGAAAACGACAUGAAAGAAACUAUGAAACAAUUCCAGAGAUUCCUUAUGAAUUUUGAGGGAACAAUGAUUGUAGAGAUGAAUGAAGAAUCUCCAUUCCCAGUUGCCACUGAAAUGAACCAGGGGUGUCCUGCCUCCGAUGCUUGGUUGCUUCUUAGGCGACUGCAAUCCUCUACUUCGGUGCAAUUACAGCCUCAUCGCGGCUCAGAUACUAUUCAUCUAUCCCCUUAAUGUACUUAUGCAUACUUAAAUUCAGUUAAUUGUGUGAUCAAGCAUUUGAGAGCUAAAUUGCAACAUUUCUUUCCUUAGCAAUUAAUUUUUAAUUUUAUCUUAUAUUUAGGGGUGUUUGGUUAGAGAUAAAAGGAAUGGAAUGAAAAUUAUAGGAUUCAAAUGCAUUUAUAAUCAAAAUAUUUCAUUACGGUUUCA